AUGAGGCAGGAUCUCAUGAAAAUCGACGAAAUUGAUGACAAGUGGAUGGCGAACAAACACCCAAUACAUUUGAUGGAGGCGUGGGUAGAUUCAAGGGAUGGACUCCUUGUUUCUGCUGUGCCAGGAUUGGCUCACAAUACUACCGUAUCCCGCACAUCGGUCCAGCCAAAAGCUUGCGAUCAAGUGACUGAGAGGUACAAGGGAGGCGCAAAACACAGUAAUAGAAAAGAGUCUCCUGAUUCCGGAAGGAAGCCUGAUACGGUAGCGCCAAGAAAGACGGGGUUGCAGGAGUCAUAUAGGCUGCCGAAAUGGAAAAGGACUAGGAUGAUGAUCUGUACUUAUAACGCACGUACGCUCGCAUCGGAAGCGGCCAUCGAGGAUCUGAUGAUGCAAACCAGGAAGUUUAAGUACGACGUCAUCGGACUGAUCGAGACGAGACGACGUCACCAUCUCAAAGCCGUAUAUGAAACUGGAGAAGAACUGUUCUUAGGAAAAUGCGAAAGUAGAGGUGUUGGUGGAGUUGGCGUCCUCGUCAGCACAAGUAUAGCAGAGAACAUCGACCGUUUCGAACAACUUACAAUUCGAAUCGGACGUCUGCGGAUGAGAAGAUGUGGACCAACACCAGCUUUGACUAUCUUCGUCGCUUACGCUCCAACAUCAAGCUACGAAGAAGAAGAAGUCGAAGCUUUCUAUAUGGAACUGGAGAAGUUCUACAGAGAAGAUCAUGCCUUCUACAAGGUCAUAUGUGGGAUUUCAACGCCAAAUUUCGCGCAAGAAGAACGCCUGAGGAAAUUCACAUCGGGACUCACGGCCUACAAUGGAGUGAACAGCAAGAAGGCUCUCGAGUUCAUUAUGACGACUAAGACCAUCCAUGAGAACUCGCAAUUCCAGAAGCCCUUCUCCCUGUGCUGGAUGUGGGAGUCUCUCGGUGGAGGGUACCGUAAUGAAAUUGACCAUAUCAUCGCCAGUAAAAGGUUCUGCCCGACGGACAUCGCUGUUGUGCCAAAGUUCCAUAUAGAGCGAAAUCCAACAACUAUCAUCAACUCGAAUCUUUUCGCUACGCUAGUCGGCUCUUGGCAAGAUUACACAAUUCACAGCAUCGACGAGGAAUAUGACCAGCUCGUUGAGCACCUUUACGACUGUACGAAGAAGACUGAGAGUUUUAAAACCACCAAGAGACGCUUGUCUCUUGAAACUCUUGGGCUGAUACGCCAGCGUGGAGCAGCACGAGCCGCAGAGAACCAAGAACUCACGUCCGAGCUCGCAAGGCUUUGCAGAGAAGCGAUGAAGGAAGACCUUAAAGAGAGAAGAGCAGAAGUGCUGGAUGAAGCUGCAGAGGCGGAAGACGGACAUGUCAUUCCAGAAGUUCUCCCGUCCGAAGUACGACAUGCUAUCAUGUCGGUAAGAAAUCGUACGGCACCCGAUCCUGAUAGAAUAAGACCCGAACACCUGAACGACCUUCCGCCAGUACUCAUCAACACUUUGGCGAGACUCUCAACGCGUUACAUGUCGGAAUGCAAAGUUUCUAAACAGUGGAAGACAAGCAAGACCGUGUUGUUGUAUAAAAUGGGGAUCUAUAUGAUAUCGACAACCAUCGCCCAAUCUGCUUACUGUCCGCCAUCUACAAGCUCUUUACAAGAGUGA
Messenger RNA from Necator americanus (New World hookworm), 1644 nucleotides. RefSeq lists its product as uncharacterized. The record is from RefSeq and is a predicted model, not a curated record. The transcript is spliced from 5 exons. Bases 1 to 1644 code for a protein of 547 amino acids. Lineage: Eukaryota; Metazoa; Nematoda; Chromadorea; Rhabditida; Ancylostomatidae.